AUGAAAUUGAUGAGGAAGAGGAAGGGGGGCAAAUGGCCAUCGUUCUCGUCCUUGAGAUCUCAACUUUCCUCUGAUGGAGACGAUAUUGCCCGUGACCGGAAGAAGUGCCGAGAGGAGCCAAAGACUUCUUUGGAACAUGAUGGUCCUUGCAAACAGGGCUACCGGACCACCGGGGUCGUGCUGACAGCCCCUGCUUGCAGUGGUUCAUCUUUAUCCUCUGAUGUACCUCUAAGGGGUCUAAAGAGAAAACUCGGGUGCAUCGAGCCCGCCACUCGUAUUGGCCGCAAGAAAAAGCUAGAAAAAGAGUAUAUCCUUGGUCGGGAGAUUGGUCAAGGAAAGUUUGGUUCUGUCAGGUUGUGCCGAAGUACUGCCACCGGAGAGGAGUUUGCAUGCAAGACACUUCCCAAGAAUGGGGAGGAAACUGUUCACCGGGAAGUAGAGAUUAUGCAGCAUCUCUCUGGACACCCUGGUGUGGUGACAUUGAAUGCAGUCUACGAUGACUCAGAUAACAUUUACUUGAUUAUGGAGCUGUGCUCUGGUGGGCGGCUACUUGAUCAGAUCACUCGGGAAGGGACUUACUCCGAACAGAAAGCUGCCAAAUUAUUAAAGGAGCUGAUUCUGGUCAUCAAAUAUUGUCAUGAUAUGGGAGUUGUACACCGAGACAUAAAACCAGAGAACAUCCUGUUGACAACAUCAGGGAAGAUGAAACUUGCUGAUUUUGGUUUGGCCGUUCGGGUUACUAAUGGUAAUAAAUGCUUCCUUUACUGGCCCCCUCUUAAAAAUGUUUGCUCCAUGCUAUGGAUCUUGAUGAGAUUAUUGCAGGAUCUCCUAUUUUUCUUGGAUGCACUUGGUUCUUACGAAGUUGUCCAUUUUUUGGUACCUUUUUCCUGGCAUGUGACGGUUGCCUUGAACGGGCAGAAAAUGCAUGGUGUAAUUAGAUUUACUUCGAUAGUCAGUUUCUACUCUUAUCCUAUAUCAGCAUUGUGGUGGUAGCACGAUCUGAUGCUACAGUAUUGUGAAAAAUAUGAAUGUUGCUUUUAAUGUAUAUAUUAAAUAUUCAAAAAGUUCAUUAUUGUGGUCAAUGAUGAUAAGUUUGUCUUGGUUACAUUAGUUUGCGUUCUCUUUCUGAGUAAAAGGAGAAAACAUGGAAAUGCCUCAUGGCCAUUUUGCACUUCGCCUCAUGGGCAAAAGGUUGCAUUUUUCACUGUGAUGGAGAUAUUCGCCUGUGAUUGAUUUUAUCUGAUAUGUUGUGUUUCUCUCUGGAGUUCAUGGCUCAAGCAAUUGUUCUAGUUUCAUACUUGGAGCAUUGAAAAAUUCACUUAUCUGUAAUAACUGUAUGUUUUGUUUUUUUUCAUUCUUGAUGGAUGUAGGAUGUGCGCGUACUGAUGCGGUUUCUUUGUCACUGAAUGGGUUUAGCUAAACGGGCUCCCCUAGACUUAUGACCUUUGUCUAAUUGUGUUUAUUUCCUCGGGCUCCACUGAAUGGGUUCUAGUUUUAUUUUGCCAAAAGUGGUUUAUUUUCUUUCAUGUAUCAGCAUAACUGAUAUGAAUAUUCCUAGAGUUUGUUUUCAUAUUCUCAAGUCAGAUCCAUGUGUUCAUAAAGAUGUUCUAGAUAGAGAUUGCUUAUUCCAUUAAAAGAAAUAAAUAGUGGUCAGAGGUCAUAUCUGUCUGGAAAGUGAUAGACAUAUAUAUAUAUAUAUAUAUUUAAUAGAAAUGCAUAUGCCCGAGAAAUAUUAUGUGUAACAUUGUGGUUUGAUUACUUCAUGAGAAGGAUGAAGAAGCAGGUUGGUGGCCGCGGUGGGCCACCCAAUUUUUAUAUCAAUAAUCGUAUAUUAGCAUGUGCUUUUACAGAGAUACUGCCCAGCAGAACUGACUGUUGUAGUUUUUAAUUGGUUGCCUAUUGACGAACCUGUAUGUUAUACCUUUUCACCUUUAGCUUUUCUGACAUUUUGCAUCAGCUGUUAUGGCUUAGCAAGGGGAACUUGUUUGUGUCAUGUUGAUCUCUCUUCUAGCCCAAAUAUUUUAUGCACUUCUUUCCUUUAUUUGCUUGAUUGUCUCAGAGAAAGUCUUAAUGCUAUUUGCUUUUCUCUGUUUCACACUUCAAUCUAUGUUCUUCCUACACUACACACUUUUAGAUUAAGAACUUGAUUACAAGUUCGUGUGGUGACCACAGUGGAUUCGGAGCUUCCGUGCUGCCAGCCAUCAACUUUUAUUUACAUGAAAAGCCAGGCAUAUUACGUACUUGUCAAAAGAGACAUAUUCAUGCGUUUCAUCUCUAUAAUAUGCCAUACUGUACAACCUAAAAAACUCUUGAAUAAAAUUGUUCUUUUUGUCACGUUGCACUUGGAGGCAUGUCUUGUCAGUCAGUAUAUUUUCAAAAUAUGAACAAUAUCUUCAAUAUGAGCGAUCUCAACUGUUAUGCUAACCUUUCUUUCUUGCACUUGUGACAAAAUUUUAAAAUCCGACAGGCCAGAAGCUGUCUGGUAUGGCUGGCAGUCCGGCCUAUGUCGCCCCAGAGGUUCUAUGCGGCCAUUACUCUGAGAAAGUGGACAUCUGGGGUGCAGGCGUUCUCCUACACUUGCUCCUCGUUGGGACCCUCCCCUUCCAAGGAGAUUCACUUGAAGCUGUUUUCCAAGCCAUAAAAACAGCCGAUCUUAAUUUCCGCGCCGGGCUCUGGGAGUCUGUCUCGGAACUUGCCAGAGACCUUGCUGGUCAGAUGCUGAGAAGAGAUGUUACUUCAAGGAUCACUGCUGACGAAGUGCUCAGUAAGCAGAUAUUCACACCGAUCCUGCAUUUCACACCGAUACUGCUUCCUUCUCUCUUUUUCAGCUAAGGUGAUUCUCACUUGGCAGGACACCCCUGGAUGCUUUUCUACACAGAGGGGCCCACCAAGGUGCUUCCUCUUAGAUCUGGGCCCAUUGUCAGAUGUGGAGUCAAGCCUAAGUGGGUCAUGUCGGACAGCCGCCUUCUCGACGGCAGCUCGGCUUCCUCUUCUGGGAGCUCAGAUGAGGCGGAGGACCAUGGCCUCGUCGAUGUGCUGGCCGUCGCCCUAUCUCACGUGAGGAUCUCCGAGCCAAAGCGCAGCAGACUCUGUGUGCCGGGCAGCCCAGUUCGGCAGGAAUACUCUUCAAAUCUGAAGGCUAACCUCUGUGCAGCAUUCUAA
Messenger RNA from Spirodela intermedia, 3162 nucleotides. NCBI's taxonomy places the organism in Eukaryota, Viridiplantae, Streptophyta, Magnoliopsida, Alismatales, Araceae. The record is from the annotation of a GenBank genome assembly.